UCAGCGGGAGCGGCGCGGGAGUGGUGGCAGCGGUGUCCCAGCGCGGUGGCGGUGGCAGCAUGCGGGAGGCACGGUUCAGGGACCACUUUUGGAGUACGGAUCUGACGAGCACAGUUGGCUACGACAGCAUCAUUCAACAUCUGAAUGAUGGCAGGAAGAACUGCAAAGAGUUUGAAGACUUCCUGAAGGAAAGGGCAAUUAUAGAAGAAAAAUAUGGCAAAGAGCUCAUUAACUUGUCGAAGAAGAAGCCUUGUGGGCAGACGGAGCUGAACACGCUGAAGAGAUCCCUGGAUGUUUUCAAGCAACAGGUAGACAACGUGGGCCAAGGUCACAUCCAGCUGGCGCAAACCCUUCGGGAGGAAGCGAAGAAAAUGGAGGACUUCAGGGAAAAGCAAAAACUGCAUCGGAAAAAGAUAGAGCUGAUAAUGGAGGCGAUUCACAAAAACAGGAAUCUGCAGUACAAGAAGACCAUGGAGGCCAAGCGUCUCUAUGAGCAGCGCUGCAGGGAUAAGGACGAGGCAGAACAGGCUGUGCACCGCAACGCAAACCUGGUGACUCAGAAGCAGCAGGAGAAGCUGUUCCUGAAGCUGGCUCAGACAAAAUCGGCUCUAGAGGACUCAGACAGGAGUUACCAGCAGAGCGUUACCACACUGGAGAAGAUCCGGGAAGAAUGGCAGAAGGAGCACAUCAAAGCUUGCGAGUUCUUUGAGACUCAGGAGUGCGAGCGGAUCAACUACUUCCGCAAUGCCCUCUGGCUUCAUGUCAACCAGCUCUCCCAGGACUGUGUCCAGAAUGAUGAAAAAUAUGAGGAGAUUCGCAAGAGUUUAGAAAUGUGCAGCAUUGAGAAGGAUAUUGAUUUUUACGUAAAUUUACGCAAAACUGGAAGCCUGGCCCCAGCUCCUGUUGUUUAUGAAAACUACUAUAAUGCACAGAGAAAUGCAACUCCUGUGAGAAGCCCAGUUCCUGCAGCUAUAUCAAGGAGGGGACCUCUACCCACCCCGACCAGUGCGCCAGGUGAGCCUGAUUAUGCCACAGUGGAUGGCUACAGCUUGAUACAUCACUAACAGCCACAGUUCUCCAUGCAGAAGACACGGUCAGUCUGGCCAGCGUGGCAGAGUUGGCAUUUCCAGUUACUCCCGGCCACACAGAGCUGAAGUGCUUCUCCAUUUUAAGAAAGUAUUUGCGGACUCUGAUAAUUACUCGUACAUUCAGAAAGCGCCUGCUAAAAAUCUGUGCCUUUGAUCAGCAAACUCCUUGGACGGAUAUCCCAUCUUCACCCUCAGGGGAAGAAAAGUAAUGUAAGCGAUGGACCCCAACACAGGGGGAUCUUCUGUGUCAGAAAAAGUUUUUGAUUUGAAUUUCUUCUAAAGUGAAGCCGUCUGGGAGAAGCUGGAGUCUCCCAUGCCCCAAAUAACUAGAGAAGUCCUAUGUGCCAAGGGGAGCACCACGCAAUGCUUUGGGCACGCUGGCUUGUGUUCAGGGCAUAUGUAUCUCAUGCAGAUCUCAGGUUACACAUUUUGCCUGUUUCUAAAGUCUUUCAUUAAUGGUGAUUAAACUUGUAAUUUAGAUUUAAUUUCAGUCAUAUGUCGCAGGGAGCUUAUUUAGAGGAGCACCAAUGGUUACAUCAUGUGUCUAGCUUAGCUGUAGAUGUGCUCCAAGCUUAGGCGCUGCUACUGGAAGCUAGUUUGCAUCCUGCCUGGUCCACAGCACAGCUACCAAGCGAGAUGCUGUGCUGCCAGAAACCUGCUGGGAAAUCCUGCACUCUACAGCGUUACUGGGGAUCUGAAGAAGUCGGUGCUGCGUGAAAAGUAAUUAUUCCACAGUUGGUCAGCUCUUCCAACCACCUCCCCGAUGAGGGGCUUGGGGUGUUUUAGGCUCAUGAUAUAGCUUGUCCCUGGUAGCCUCUGGAGACCUCCAUUUGAUUAACCUCUGGGAAUCACUGAACUUGGACUCAUUCUGUCUAUGCACCACUGGAAACAAACUUAGCUACUGAGGUUGGCCUGGAGCCAUGAAACUUGUUUCCUGAUCAGGUCUCCUCAAAGUUCAUGCCCUUCUCGUUACCAUAUAUAUGAUUAUGGCUUUGCUUCAGAAGCUCCCAUGCCUUGGGACUGCCGGUCUCUCUGAAGUCCCUGUGUGAAGGGUUGCUUAACAGCUCCUCACUGCUUUACGACACUGGACACAGGCAUGCAGGACAUGGGGACUAGGACACAGUUUUGCUGUCUAAACCUGGUGCCAGGUGACUAACUUUGGAGCAAUGGGAGUUGCUAAUUCUUCAACUUGAAUCUGCAUGACUUCAGUGUGUGCAUAAGUCCACCAGUCUCCAGGGCUUUUACUGUAUAUCCUUGUGCAGAGAAGAUCACAGUAAACUUUAACAUCUGUCCUACUGCAUUAGAACGAACUGUACAAAGUGCACCUCAAGGAAUCAGUUAUCCUAUUUUUUUUCUGAAAGACCAAGUGUACGAAUAUUCUUCUGAAGCAGCCUG
Molecule: messenger RNA, 2483 nt
Organism: Chroicocephalus ridibundus (black-headed gull)
Lineage: Eukaryota; Metazoa; Chordata; Aves; Charadriiformes; Laridae
Gene: PSTPIP2
Product: proline-serine-threonine phosphatase interacting protein 2
Exons: 15
Coding region: 60-1064 (334 amino acids)
Biological process (GO): actin filament polymerization
Cellular component (GO): plasma membrane; cytoplasm; actin filament
Molecular function (GO): actin filament binding
Source: RefSeq, a predicted model, not a curated record